AUGGCAGAAGACGAGAGUGGAGAUUCUGGUCGGGAAACGAGGAGAUUGAACUCAAAGAAACAGUCUCUAGAGGACGCAUACGCAGCUCCAGCCAACUUUUUGGAAAUCGACGUCGGCAGCCCUCAAACUCACGGACUAGGGAGAAACAGAUACACAGAUUAUGAAGUUCGCAUGCGGACCAACCUCCCAAUAUUUAAGAUAAAAGAGUCAACAGUAAGGCGUCGGUACAGCGAUUUCGAGUGGCUUCGAAAUGAAUUAGAACGUGAAAGCAAGAUUGUGGUGCCAGCUCUACCAGGAAAAGCACUCAAGCGGCAACUUCCGUUUAGAGGAGAUGACGGGCUAUUUAAUGAUGAUUUCAUUGAGGAUAGACGGAAGGGAUUGGAACAGUUUAUUGCCAAAGUGGCAGGUCAUCCUCUGGCACAGAACGAACGAUGUCUGCACGUUUUCUUGCAAGAGCCGAUCAUCGACAAGAACUACACGCCGGGCAAAAUUCGAAACAACUGAUUGGUGGAUUUGGUUACGUAUACUAAGUGUGCGGCUGGGUGUGUGGUAUAAAUUUGCCUUUCAGUA
Messenger RNA from Corticium candelabrum, 570 nucleotides. RefSeq names its product sorting nexin-12-like. Gene Ontology annotation, cellular component: early endosome membrane; retromer complex. Gene Ontology annotation, molecular function: phosphatidylinositol-3-phosphate binding. The transcript has 5 exons. Gene Ontology annotation, biological process: endocytic recycling; late endosome to Golgi transport. NCBI's taxonomy places the organism in Eukaryota, Metazoa, Porifera, Homoscleromorpha, Homosclerophorida, Plakinidae. The record is from RefSeq and is a predicted model, not a curated record. Bases 1 to 504 code for a protein of 167 amino acids.